GACUGCGUACGUACCUAAUUGAUCUUGCGAUAAAGUUGUGCCUACUUUUCAUGGAAUUCUUAGGAAUUGUUAUCGCUGUGUGUCUUUGUAUGCUUGUUUCUGUAGCAUUGCGUUUUCACCGACAACAUCAAAAGUAUGAUCAUCUCCCGGGGCCUCCCAGGGACAGUUUCUGGAGUGGACACAUUCCUUCUAUUGCCAAGGUGAUCGCUGCUGGUGGUAUUAUGGAUGACUACUUACUGGAAGUUUGUAAAACCCACGGACUGGUUUUCCGGCUUUGUUUGUGGAAUCAAGUUCUUGUUAUUGUAUUGGAUCCAGAAUGCAUUAAGGAUGUUCUUGUAUCUGGAAACCAUCCGAAAUCAAAACGAAUAUAUUCCGGAACCACUGGAGUGUUUGGUGCAAGGUUUAUGGACCAAGGACUUCUAACACAGGUUGAUAAUAAAUUGUGGAUAAUGCAGAGAAUGCACCUCGAUCAAUGGUUCAAACCACACUACAUUCGCCAGUUUGCAUCUGAAUUCAACGAGUUUGCCGAUCGUUACACAGAGUUCCUUGAAACCUAUGCGGAUGGCAAGACAGAAGUUCAUACAUUAAAUACGUUCAACAAACUGACGAUGCAUCUCUUGUACAAGGUGGCGUUCAAUGUUGAUAUGGGACCAUUAACUAGGGAGAACCAUCCCUUUGUCACGAAAAUGAAAACAGCUUUAUCAGGAUUUGCGGUGCUCGUUUCAAAUCCUUUCGUAGCUAUCAAUCCGCUCGAAUGGAGAUUUCGCCGUGAUGUCCGGGAAGCUAUUAAAUUUAUCAGACAAAGUGCAGAGCAAGUAAUGAAAGAGAGAAGCAUGGCGAAAAGCAACGGCGAAUAUAUCCCACGCGAUCUCUUAGAGUACAUAAUGGAGUUAAAAGAAAAACACCCAUCAAUAAUGACAGACGAAGUGCUGUUGGACAAUUUUCUGACAUUCCUGAUAGCAGGACAGGAAACAUCCUCCAACGCCAUGUGUUUUAUGAUUUUCCUUCUCGGGCAGAACCCAGAAUGUUACAAAAAGCUACAAAGAGAAAUUGAUGAAAACGUUGGCGCAGUGUCGGUGAUCACACUGAAUGAGCUUGAGAAGUUACCCUACCUAGAUAUGGCAUUAAAGGAAACACUUCGACUUUAUCCUGUGGGUAAGACAACUUUUCGCGAGACAAUUAAGGAUCACGUGCUCGGCGGUCACCUCAUCCCCGCUGGUACAGAUAUGAUGGUUAGUUUCUACGCGACGUCCAGGGCAGAGCAAAAUGUGAGAAACCCCAAAACGUUUAUACCAGAACGAUUCCACAGCGACAGCUUAGAGAAAUUAAGCAAAUAUGCCUCAACACCAUUUUCAGUUGGACCCCACACAUGUAUUGGGAAAAAGUUUGCUGAGAUAGAAAUUAAAAUCAUGAUUGCCAAGAUUAUGCAAAGUUUUGAUUUUGAACUUAUUCCUAACCAAACCAGUGAAAUUCAAGACAACGCUACAAUACAACCGAAAAGUGGCGUCAAAUGUUUCUUUCGCCCUCGAAGAAGCGGCAUCAGCGUAAUGGAAAAGACUUUAUAAAUCACUAUAUACGAUAUGUGAACUUAUAUAAAAUCCAACGGAUCCGUACAACUAACGUCCUAUGAAGUAAUCUUUUUCAAUGCUUUAUGCUUUGCUAUCGAAUUGUUACUUUCGAUAUUAUUUUCUUCCUUAAUGUGAAAGGGAGCCAACUCACAUUUCAAUAUUAGGUGUUUCUAUUAAACAAUGUGUAUGUAUACUAUUACGAUUUUCUUGACAGAAACAGGAUAUAGUUGUUUUUUGUUUCUGGUCGCCGAAAAUUUGAGACUCAAAUAGUUAAGCCUAAUACUGAUGCUGAGAGAAGAAAGCGAAGCAAAAUUAGUCUUAUGUAUUAGAGCUGAUUUUAAUUAAUGUAUAAUCAAGCAUUCCAAGUACUUUGUGCACAAUCAUUCGUUAAUCAUCAGAUACAAUUAAUACAUCAUGUCUUGCAGUUACGG
This is a messenger RNA of Mizuhopecten yessoensis (Yesso scallop), 1999 nucleotides long. RefSeq names its product cholesterol 24-hydroxylase-like. The coding region runs from base 51 to 1565 and encodes 504 amino acids. The record is from RefSeq and is a predicted model, not a curated record. Gene Ontology annotation, biological process: cholesterol catabolic process. Lineage: Eukaryota; Metazoa; Mollusca; Bivalvia; Pectinida; Pectinidae. The transcript has 14 exons. Gene Ontology annotation, molecular function: iron ion binding; heme binding; cholesterol 24-hydroxylase activity.